Aegilops tauschii subsp. strangulata is the source of this 714-nucleotide messenger RNA. Lineage: Eukaryota; Viridiplantae; Streptophyta; Magnoliopsida; Poales; Poaceae. The record is from RefSeq and is a predicted model, not a curated record.
AUGGCCGCCGCCGGCUCCCCGAUCCGCGAUGAUGAACUUAUCGAUCACAUCCUGACCGGCCUCGGCUCCGCCUACAACUCCACCGCCGCCUCCUUGGGCGUGAGUAACGCACCCAUGCCCUACUCCAGCUUUUACUCACUGGUUCUGUCAUUCGAGGCGCUGCAGGCACAGCAGAGUGCGGUUCACGAGCGCUAUGACGGCAACGAUCAGGUUCAGGUGGCCAAUGGUGCAGGCGAUAUGGCUUUGUGUUAUCCUCAGGUACCUGUUGCUACUCCGCCACCUCCUGAUGUGCCCGACGUGCAUGCUCAGGACAUGCAUGUCACGCCGCCCGAUGCAGGCGCGGCUGCCUCGCCAGAUGGCGAGACCGCGGACGCGGCUGGGUCGCCACCCUCGCCCGGUGCGUCGCCCGGGCUGCCACCCUCGCCUGGGCCGAUCCAGCCCCCGGUCGUCCCUCGGCCCGUGUCGCCUCUCACUGAGGUCUCCUCAGCCGCGACACCCCUGGACGAGCCCUCGUCGCCGUCGUCUUCUUCUACUGGUGAUGCCGCUCCGGGGCAUGCUAUGGUUACACGCCAUCGUGAUCAUACGCGCAAGGAGAAGUCUUACACUGAUGGCAUGGUUCGGUAUGACUCUCGCCGCCGUGCCUUCUUCGUCGCGCCAGUUUCCCAUCGUGAUGCUUCAGGUGAACCUGCCUGGCGUCCCGCCAUGUCUGAGUAG